GACGUAAAAACUAUUUUCUCGCCGAGGGCGGUGCUGUAGGCUAGCAAACGUUGUAAAAUCUUUUCGCGAACAGGUGGUAAAGUGACAGCUUUAUGUUAAAGAUGUCAUGAAAAUCCUUAGUUUGUGUGGCAGUUGAAUACGUCCUCAAGAAGAUGUUCCCUGUUGACUUUCCACUUGUGGAUGAAACUGACUUGAGGGCAGCAUCUGAAAAAUAUCUUUUGUCGCUGGAAUCCAGACCUAAAAAUGAGUGGUUUCAAUCAUCCAAAACUUCCAAGUUGGAAAUAACUGCAAAUAGCAUCAAAUGGUUGCAGCUGUUUGAGGGUGACCAAACUAAAUGCUCAAUAUUGGCACUUCACCCACCUGAUGAUCCUACUCAAGUGGUGGCCUUGUACUUGCAUGGAAGUUGGUGGUGUGUGAAUGAUAUUAUCCGAACAUCCUGCAAAUCAAGAACCGACUUGCUCCCAGUACAGUCACUUAUGGAGAGGGUCAUUAUGUUCCUGCUGAAUCAGGUCAUAGAGAGGCCUUCACAGGAGGAAACGCACUUUUCCUUGCACACCCGCACAGAGAGCGCCAAAUUGCUGUGGAGAGAUGGCCAAGCCGUAGGCUUCUACACUGUCAAACACAAAGGCAGUCUGUAUGACAGCUGGAGCAGCAGCUGCUACUCGAUGCCUGUUCUAGACACUGUGCUGGUGAGAAGAAGCUGGAGAAGACAAGGAUUGGGACAUAAAAUGCUGUCUGAUUUCUGCUCAUCUUUCUCCAGCGAGGAGGUACUGGGAAUCAGCAUGCCACUUUCAGCCAGCAUGGUUGCAGUUUGUAGGCACUUCCUGUAUCUGAAUGAAGCUCAAAGAGACCGUCUGUAUGAAGUAGAGGCUCCAGGUGGAUGGACUCAACGGCGAAAUAUCUGGCUCAACAUCCAACUGUCCCGCUAUUUGCUCACAGUCGAUGAAGUUGACUGAGUGGGAAACCUU
Molecule: messenger RNA, 968 nt
Organism: Syngnathoides biaculeatus (alligator pipefish)
Lineage: Eukaryota; Metazoa; Chordata; Actinopteri; Syngnathiformes; Syngnathidae
Gene: fam169b
Product: family with sequence similarity 169 member B
Exons: 7
Coding region: 153-956 (267 amino acids)
Source: RefSeq, a predicted model, not a curated record